AAAAGGAGAGGCCAAAAAUUGGGCCAUAUCGAUUGAUAAUGGUGGAAUCCACAUCCUCGUAGUCAUCAGUCAUAUGAGUCAGCAGUCUGCACAGUUCUUAUACUUUGUUAGUCAGUUUAGGCAAUUUUGGACCAAACUCCCUUUGUUUAUGACUUUAUCUUCCAGCUCGGACACACCAUAGUAUAUAGGUUCAUUCAUGACGUAUUCGGUUCAGACUCCCCUGUUUCCAUGCACUCCAUCUAUAAAUAACUUGGGGUUUUCCCCUUAAUUAAAACCAUUACAUUUUGAGGUUUUUAAGUGUGAAAAAUCAAAUCUUUGGUGAGGAUUUGUGAUGCAAACGAGAGUGGAAGUAAGGAAAAAGUAAGAAGAAACCAGGAAGUGCAACAGAAUCACGUGUUCAAAGCAUAAAAGACGAAACCCAUAAAGUUCCAGAAGUGGGUCUAUCUGUUUGGUGCUUUUUAGGUUGUUGGUGGGGUUGGCUUGGCAAAGAAAAGCCAAACGUAACCGAAGAUUCCGCCGUGCUUCAGUUUGGAAUCUUCAUUUAUAAACUUUAGUUUUGCUGGGGGUUCCGUUUCUGUGGUGGUGAUUGAUUUUGGGUUCUUGAGAGCACUGAAUCAUUGCUGAGUAAGGUGCUCAAAGUUCGCUGCACCGGUAAGAAGCAGAGAGCAAAGAGUAUUUUAGCGUCUUUGUUGAUAAACUACAAAAGGUACUCACUCAUAAAACAUUGGCCAUAUAAGAUGCUUGUACAUAGAAGAACUUUGCAUGAUUUCGUGUGGAGGAGAUAUAAAGGAUGUGCACAGGAUUUUCAUGCUAAAUGUGAAACUGGAAGAACUCUGGAUAUUUGAUCAUAUUCCUGAAUUACACAGUUACAUGAAUCUGUCCAGAAAGUACCAGUCUUUAUGUGAAGGGAUAGAUUUACCAAUCCCGAACUGCAUUUUAUAAUUGUCCAAGCAAUUUUGAAUUUAGAAAAGCUAAAAUUCGAAUGACCGUCUCUAACAAAUGUCUAUCAUCAGCUCUAUGCAUUAAAGGUUUGGGGCAUUGGGAUACCAGUUUUCUGGAUUUCUUCUUCUUCUGUUUGGGCACAGAACAUGCGUUCUACACUCAUUUGCAAAUAUCUAAAAGAUGAUAUUCAAAAGCCUCUGUUCUCUGGUCUUACUAGAAAGUUGUACAGUUUUCCCUUCUUAAUUUUUGUGGUUUCUAGCUGUUGUCGGAUGUCAGAUGAGAUGAUGUGGUUUCUUACAUAUCAUUAAGUUGUUUGAGCAGAUGAGAUGUUCACUAUGUUUCUCAUGCAUUGAGACUGUAAAUUUGCUUUUUUAUUUUACUAUGCAUCGAACUCACUUGUUCUACUCCAAUUGAUUACAGUUCAAAAUGGUGGCUAGAACGGUGGACCUUAGAUCUGACACAGUCACCAAACCAACUGAAGCAAUGAGAGCUGCAAUGGCGAAUGCUGAAGUUGAUGAUGAUGUGUUAGGUUAUGAUCCAACUGCGCGUCGUCUUGAAUUGGAGGUUGCUAGAAUUGCAGGGAAAGAAGCAGCCCUGUUUGUCCCUUCAGGGACAAUGGGUAACCUUAUAAGUGUGCUAACACAUUGUCAAGUCAGAGGCAGCGAAAUCAUAUUAGGUGAUAGUAGCCAUAUCCAUAUCUAUGAAAAUGGGGGCAUUUCCACAAUUGGUGGUGUUCAUCCAAGAACUGUGAAAAAUAAUGAUGAUGGGACAAUGGAUAUUGAGCUAAUUGAAGCUGCAAUAAGAGAUCCUAGCUUCGAGAUCUGUUUCCCAACAACUAGGCUCAUUUGUUUGGAGAAUUCACAUGCCCAUUCUGGAGGGAGAUGCCUGUCUCCUGAGUAUGUAGACCGAGUUGGAGAGCUAGCAAAGAAGUAUGGGCUGAAGCUUCACAUUGACGGGGCUCGUAUUUUUAAUGCAUCAGUUGCACUGGGAGUUCCAGUUCAAAGACUUGUACAGGCUGCUGAUUCUGUCUCAAUAUGCUUAUCAAAAGGUCUUGGUGCUCCAGUUGGAAGUGUUAUUGUUGGUUCAGAAAGCUUCAUUGCCAAAGCUAAGAUCCUUAGGAAGACUUUGGGUGGUGGAAUGAGGCAGGUUGGCGUCCUGUGUGCUGCUGCAUAUAUCGCGUUGCAGGAAAAUGUUGGUAAACUCGAGGGAGACCACAAAAGAGCCAAGACUUUAGCAGAGGGGCUGAACAAAAUCAAAGGACUAAAAGUGGACUUGGAUUCUGUCCAGACCAACAUAGUGUAUUGCGAUAUACUGGAGAGCGUAAACAUCACAGAAACCAAACUGUGUAAGAUGUUGGAGGGAUAUGGUAUACUUGUUCUACCCGAAGGCCCACUCAGGAUUAGGUUUGUCAUUCAUCACCAGAUCUCCGACAGCGAUGUGCAACACAGUUUGUCCUGUAUUCAGCUCGCUGUGAAUGGAGCUCCCAACAAGAAAUGAUGACAAGAGAGACAAGAGCUCACAAAACCCUUUGUUAUAAUACAUAUCUAUAGUGUCAUUUAAGACUGCAAUGUCUGGCAAUUCUGGAUUCUGAAUGUCAUCAUAUGCAUGUAGCUAGGAUUUGUUGUGUUUAGUUAACUUGUUACUUUGGUUUUUAAAUGGUUCCAGUAGUUUAUUGAAUUUUUAUUGGAUUGCGCUUUAUUAAUUUGAUGGAUUAUGGGUGGUCAUGAAAUACUCCAUUUCUGUGUUACUGUAUUGGUUGAUGGACCAAAUUAACCAAAUCAAUCCUGAAAAACAUAUCAUAAACCUCAGAAUUAUGACUAAUUUAAUAGAGGGGAGUAGAAGGUUAGAGCAGUGUCUACAAGGCCCAUGUGGUUUAAGAUCUUUUACCACAAUCAGUCUGUUUUUGUAUGGGUCUAAAUAAGCUUAGCUUAGGGUAUAAUUCCACCAAGGCCCAUAAAGGUUAUUGUGCAUUCCCACUAUUAAUCCAUUCUGGUGUCGACUAAGGUUGGACAAACAGAUGGCGG
Molecule: messenger RNA, 2966 nt
Organism: Oldenlandia corymbosa var. corymbosa
Lineage: Eukaryota; Viridiplantae; Streptophyta; Magnoliopsida; Gentianales; Rubiaceae
Source: the annotation of a GenBank genome assembly